Aplysia californica (California sea hare) is the source of this 1224-nucleotide messenger RNA. RefSeq names its product histone deacetylase complex subunit SAP18. NCBI's taxonomy places the organism in Eukaryota, Metazoa, Mollusca, Gastropoda, Aplysiida, Aplysiidae. Gene Ontology annotation, cellular component: nucleus. Gene Ontology annotation, biological process: negative regulation of DNA-templated transcription. The record is from RefSeq and is a predicted model, not a curated record. Gene Ontology annotation, molecular function: transcription factor binding; transcription corepressor activity.
ACAUGUCCUCUUCUUUUGAGGGUUUUUUGCAGCAAUGAUCGACAUCACCCCCUUAUGGAGUUCUCCAGAGGAAGCACUCCCACUAAUGAGCUCCAGAUCUACACUUGGAUGGACGCUACCCUCAAAGAAUUGACCGGCCUGGUGAAGGAAGUGAAUCCAGACGCCCGUAGGAAAGGGACCUUCUUUGACUUUGCCAUCGUGUUUCCUGACAGCCGCUCGCCUACUUUCCGGCUACGAGAGAUUGGCACAACGUGUGCUGGACGAAAGUCAAAUGACGAUACGGUGACCCUCGCUCAGAAGAAGUUUACGAUUGGGGACUACCUGGAUAUCGCUAUUUGUCCGCCGAGACAAGGAGGUGGCCCGCCCAUGGGCCGGGGGAGGCGUCCAUUUUGAAUGUGGGUCGUGUUCAAUUGAUACAAAUUAUGUCAUUGAGGAUGCUUGUGGUAUUGUGAGUUUGAUGUUUGUGUAGUUGUGUGAAUGAGAAUAUAAAGGAGUGAGAAAUAUGUUUGCCCUUGGUGGUCCCACUUUAACUUAAAUUGUGUGUAGUCUAAUCUGUAUUGCUCGCCUAUAGAUACAAGAGGGUUCAUCAGUGGUGUAGGGUGCCUCUUUUCUUAACAUUUUCUGCAUUCUUGAUAUCUCUGAUAUUCUUGUGUGUUUUAAAAGUUCGUUUACUUUGAGCUGUGAAGUUUUUGUCUCACAGGGUUUAUGGAUUUUUUGGUGGAAUUCUGAACUGGCUGUUUGGGCAACUUGAUAAUUUGGGUGUAAAUAUCAUUUUGACAUGAAAUGCGUAAAAGGGUAAUGCUUUCAUCACCUUCCCUUGAAGAAUGGGUCUGGUCCAUAUAAUGAAUGGGCAUACAGCUUUGUGGGGAAGAAAAAAUAUAAAUCGAUGGUGUUACUUUGUCCUGGUUUACGAGUACAGAUUGUUGUAAGGAUAUAUUUUCUUUAAUUAUAAAUAGUAGGUAACUAUAUUUUAUGAUUCUCUCAGUAUUGGGCAAAAAUUUUAAAAGGCAUGAGUACAGGUUAUGUAGUUUAUUGUGGAAAGAAAAUAGAAGUGAAUGUACAAAUGCAACAUGGCAUGUAGUGGAAGAGUGAAAGUGGCUUCUGUGGUGAUGAAUUUAGCUAAAACUAAAAUCGUCAUAUGUUGAAUGGUUGAAAAGUAUGUGUGUAAUUGUUCAUGCUACACUGUAUAUUUUCAUUAAAAUCAGAACCUUGGUGUUAAUUUUC